Messenger RNA from Ostreobium quekettii, 1347 nucleotides. NCBI's taxonomy places the organism in Eukaryota, Viridiplantae, Chlorophyta, Ulvophyceae, Bryopsidales, Ostreobiaceae. The record is from the annotation of a GenBank genome assembly.
AUGGAGGGUGUUACGGCGGGCGUGACGCUGGGUGGGGAAGCGGGGGGCGCCAGGGCGGAGGAGCGGCGCGCCAAGACCAGGGAGCGCGUGCGGCGCUACCGGGCGCGGCAGAGGGCGGCCAAGGCGCGCGAGGGCCGGCUGCACCAGCUGUGCCUGCUGGCCGGCCUUCAUGGCGGGCCCUUCGGUGGGCAGGCCGACAGCGGUGUUACUGAUCCGUCGUUUGGGGCUUUGCGGAAUGGAUCUGGGGCAUCGGGGGGCCGGGAGGGGGUGCGGAGUGCGUCCGUGGAGAGCUGGUUGGAGAAUGGGGCAGGGCGGGGUGGCGAGGAGGAUGAUUGCUCAGGGAGGACUGAGAAGAGGAGGGCGCAGGCGAGGGAGAGGAUGCGGAGAUUUAGACAGCGGCAGAGGGAGGGCCGCGGCUGCUGUGGAGGCGAUCGGAUUCCGGCGAUGGCCGGCAGGGGUUUGGCUCCGGUCGAGGCGGAAACGCGGGGAAUUGGGAUGAGGGAGGAGGGGGAGGGGCGGGGGGUGGGUGGCCAUUGCGGGGUCCAGGAGAGGGGGAGGGAUCAGGCGGGCGGCGGCGGGGCGUACGAGCCGAUGAGCAGGCUCCGGCAGCGGCAGCGCGAGGCGUGCGACGCGCGGAUGGGGCGGGGCCCGGCGGGGAAGGAGGUCAUGUCGACUGGACCCGGCUCUGAGAAGAUGACGCGGGCAGGCGGCGGCGUUGCGACGGGGGAUGUCUCCGCGGCCCGCGCCGAUCCCUCGCUCGAUCCGCGCGGGGAUGCCGCAUCCCGCCAGCCGCCGCCACCGCCCUCCCCGCCCGCCCGGGCCCCUGGCCGCCAGCCGGACGUCGCCGGGCUAGAGAGGAAGCGCAGCCAGGCGCGGGAGCGGAUGCGCCGGUUCAGGAAGCGCCAGCGAGAGAAGCGCGCCCUCGCCGACAACCCGGAUGAUUCGCCGGGGCCGUCGGCGCCCAUUCCUCCCCCGGUGCCCGACUCCGAUCCCAACCGCUCAUCACAGGUGGUGGGCGGCCUGGACGGUGCGCGGCCCAGGAAGUACAUCAACUGGCUGGAACCGGAUCUCUGGGGCCCGAUCCAGGCGGCCCUGGACGGGCGUGGGUCCGUCCGAAGCGCCCUGAGAUCCCUGCAGAGCGGCCACCCGGACGGGAGGUACGACCGGCUGAGCGAAUCCACGGCGCGGGGGUGGUUCGACGUGGACGACGCCGGCGGGCGGACGCUCAAGGAGUCGGUGAGGCGGCGUGUGGAGGCGGAGAGGACGUGGGCAAAGACGCCAAGGAGCAAUGCGCUGGCGCCCUCGGCCGGGGGGGCCUUCGCCAGCGCCGCCGCGCUGUUUGCCUAG